This is a messenger RNA of Magallana angulata, 1893 nucleotides long. RefSeq names its product neuronal acetylcholine receptor subunit beta-3-like. The record is from RefSeq and is a predicted model, not a curated record. Gene Ontology annotation, biological process: nervous system process; chemical synaptic transmission; regulation of membrane potential. The transcript has a single exon. Gene Ontology annotation, cellular component: synapse; neuron projection; membrane. Gene Ontology annotation, molecular function: neurotransmitter receptor activity; extracellular ligand-gated monoatomic ion channel activity; transmembrane signaling receptor activity. Lineage: Eukaryota; Metazoa; Mollusca; Bivalvia; Ostreida; Ostreidae. Bases 375 to 1823 code for a protein of 482 amino acids.
UGCGAUCAAAUGUUUAUCAUAAAAAUGAAAAUAAAUGCCGGGAAUUUUGCGACUAAAUAAAGUUCACCACCCUUUCUGACUGAGCAGACCUAGUUACUAUAUGUGUAAUGGACGGCGACUGUUGUGUACUGCUGAUGACCUUUCUUGAUGGUUGAUGAAAUUUACGACCCAGCAAUUUCUGUUUAUUAUGAUUAAAUGAUGAGCCGCGUCUCUCCUUUUAAUUUAGUCUAAUGCACCGCUGAAAACCCGAUCAAAUAUUGAAUUUGGAUGUCUCCUUUCUAAGGGUGCUUAAAAGGACGAAAUUAUGUGGUGAGAAAUUUUUACAAAAUCAUUUUAACACGAAUAAAAUUCACGAGAUUUAAUGUUAAAAAAAAAUGGGAAACAAAGUUGGAUUAGGUUUAUUUUUCAUAUUUGUUAACGAAGUGUGCGUUUCCAUGUGCCAGUACGAGGAUUAUCAGAAAUGGAAAUUCAAUUUCAAUUGGGAAGAAAAGCGCCAACUUUUGAAUUACACUGCCUACAUCCGGGACUCUAUCAUGGGCCCCGAAUCUGGGUACAAGGAUGACGAUGAUCCAAUAACACGGGUGGGUUUCAAUUUUGAAGUUUCCAAAUUGCAGGAGUUCGAUGAAGUUGCAGGGAAUUUAAAGCUAAUAUCUUCUGUUUUUAUAUUCUGGAGCGAUCUUCGACUGUCUUGGAAUCCCUACAGUAUGUCCAUAUACCAAGCGAAGACAAAACUGUCUUUGACUGUAGCAUACAUAGAUGUCAAGUUAAAGUCAUUGUGGAAACCAGAUAUCAGUUUGUUCAAUCCGUUAGACGACAUAUUCAAAGGGACAGAAAAUGAGAAAGCCGUCGUGCACGAAGAAGGGUUUGUCUUUUUUGACGGUUUACUGAAAACGGAAACAUUCUGCCAACCAAAUUUGAAAUAUUUCCCAUUCGACGAACAUGAAUGCUCCGUUCAAUUUGUAGCAACUUCAACAGUUAUUACCAAUUCACUCAAGAAAUCAAAGCUAUUCAACGAUAACGCGAAGUGGAUAUAUUACCAACAAAAACCUUGUGAUCUGAAUUUAGCACCAAGUCGAUACGGAAGGCAAAACAAUAAAGAACGAAGAGUUCUUGUUUUCCCGGUUAAGAUCAUCCGGAGAUCCUCUUUCCUUUUCAUCAAUAUAGCCGUUCCUCUGUUCAUGCUCAGCAUCCUGAAUACAGUCGUCUUCUUCAUCCCCGCUGUUCCACAAGACAGGCUUUCCUUCUCUAUUGCCCUGCUGCUUUCCUUUACAGUGUACCUCAUUUACGUGGCGGAACUUAUUCCGGAAACUUCAAACCCCGUUCCGAUGAUAAUAUACUUUCUUUUGUUCCAGUUUCUGCUCAGUGCCUUCAUAACCUGUUCCAGCUUCGUGACAGCCAUGCUUAAUCAAAAACAAGGGAAGAAAGAGAUUCCUCGUGUAAUCCUUCGAGCAUUCCAACGAUUUCAAAGAAAGCGUGUUCGAGAUGUAGAGCUGGAUAACACUAAUGACGCAAAACUUACUAAUACGGACGAGUGUGACUUAAAGAGUAAAUAUGACGUAAACACAUCAUCGGAUGAAACUCUUUCCAGUAAUAUCACUUGGAACAAUAUCUCGACGGUCGUGGACAGAAUGUUUUUCACCAUAACCACCAUCAUUCUCUUCCUAGAAAUUCUGCUGUUUGCGUACCUCGCCUCCCUCCUUAAUUCGUCAGUGGAUCCUGCCUUGGAGUCCGACAUUUGUCGGACCAACCCAAUGAAAGAGAUGACGUCACAUUUUUGUAUCGAUAACGUAACCGAGUGUAUAUCCCUUGACCUCAUUCGUUGAUAGAAUUGAAAAGAGGUGGUCUAUUCAUAUCUUUGACAUACUGAUAUCUUGCUGUGGCUGAUUAAAAAUU